This is a messenger RNA of Aspergillus ibericus CBS 121593, 1080 nucleotides long. RefSeq lists its product as uncharacterized. The record is from RefSeq and is a predicted model, not a curated record. The coding region runs from base 155 to 745 and encodes 196 amino acids. Lineage: Eukaryota; Fungi; Ascomycota; Eurotiomycetes; Eurotiales; Aspergillaceae. The transcript has a single exon.
AAGGAAAAAUGAAAGAAGGGAAAAAAAAACAAACCUGUCACCUACACGUGGACCACCAGGAGAUACUUCCUCCAUCGAAACCCCCGUCGAUUCCUCCGUAAUCCGGAGGAAAAUCAAGGUUUAGUCCCAACCUGGCCUGGCCACCAUACACAGUAUGUGCGCACUGCGCAGGCCGAUGGGAACUCGGAUGUCCAACAAGGUAAGCGAUGCGAUCCAGGGCAGGCAGGCUCUGUCUGGCACGGUCGGCAGGUCGGCACUUCGGCCUCAAUGCUGCAGAUUGCCAGACUCCCCCCAUUUCCAUUUCCAGUGUUCCAUUGCCAGAAGAGGCAAAGACUACUGGGGCCCAUGGAAGAAAAAAAAGAAUAGUCAGAGAGAGCAAGAAAAAAAAGGUGCGUGGGCUGGACUGGACCCAACCACCAAAAUGGCUCCGUCGUAUCCAAGGUGGAGACUGGACCCUCCUUCGCUUUUUCUCAUGGUGAUGGGGGCAUCCAUCAUCCAAGGCUCUACAAUCCCAGCGACCAGGUCGCCCGACCCCCGAGAAAAACCUACGAUUGAGGAGGGCAGUAGGGUUCACUCGACGUGUCACGAUCUACGUACCUCGUAUCCCAAUCGGGGGAAGGGACAGCAGAGUGGCCCAGCCAGGGCCCGUCAUGGUGUUCCCUCCCCCCCCGGAGAUAAGCCAUGCUAUCCCCGGUCUUUAUCCUUCAUGACGUCCUCCACCGUUGCAAUCAGUCACCGCCUGUAACUUGCUUCUAGUCACCAUUCAGCGAUGGUCGUAGAUAAGCCUAGAUUACCGAGUCGACAGCGAGUUCACCGUACGAUCCAGGAUCAACCGAUGCAGUAGUUAUCUGUUCAUCGGCGCGACGUCAUCCUCGUCAGGUUCCUGGCGUCGGCAGUCGGGCUCCGUUGGCCGUUGGCCCUGCCGCCCUAGGCCAAAGUUCGGCCCUGGUUCGGAGCCAGCAGAAGUAGAUGGGAAAGAUUGUAUUUCAGGCAAUGUCGGAGACAUAACAUGAUAUACGGUGUUAAGACACCCGAAAACAAACACGACACAAGAUAUCCAGGAAAAAAGAAGUCAAGCCU